UCUCUCUCACAUCUUCCCACCAACUGAUCCACUUUCAAAUUUCUCUCCCGCAAACUGUGCCCCUUUUUCUUAACCGCUCCACUUUCUCAUCAGUUCAAAUCCAGAAAAAAAAAAAAAAGAAAAAAGAAAGGAGAGAGAAACAGGAAGUGAGUUUAUUCUUUUCUUGUUUCAGCAUUUGUCUCACCCUUCUCCAAAUCUUCGAUUCCCGUUUGUUUGUCAAUGGGAAGAGUUGGAGAAGAACAGACAGAUUUCAAAACCCAGUUGGUGUUGGAAAUUAUCUCCGUUUCCUCACGCUCCAUUGCCUGCCCUCACCAGCAUUCUCACAAGAGAAUUAAAUCGCCUCUCGUCGACUGGUACCGUCUUCUUAGAGUUGAAGAAGAUGCAGAUGCAGAUAUUAUUCGGAGACAAUACCACAAAUUCGCUUUGCAACUUCACCCAGAUAAGAACAAGCAUCCCAAGGCUGAAAUUGCCUUCAAACUUGUAUCAGAGGCAUAUGCAUGUCUGUCUGAUGAUGUGAAGAGAAGAACCUUUGACUCAGAGAGAUGGAGAAGCUUCUGCAGGGACUGCAACAGAAUUCCCUAUACUGCCUGCAAUCCUUCAGCCAAUUCUGGCUCCGCAAAACUGAAGCCAUUGAAUCCUACAAACUGGUCGAGAUAUUACAAAGUUUUUCGAGGUCUGAGAGACAUCAGAGACAGGUUAAAGGAGGAGGCAAGGGUGAUAGAGAAUUGCUUCAAGACCAAUGCAGCAUCAAGAGAAGAGUUCCCACUCUUCAAUCCAUCUGACUAUCAAUUUCAAGGCUAUCCUCACCACAGACCACUCUUUUAUAAGAAGACUGAGAGCCUCUGGUAUUUGCCGGGGUCAAGGGUGACAGAGAACUAUUUGAGGAGCAAUGUGACAUCGAGGAAAGAAUCUCCUCUCUUCAAUCCGUCUGACUAUCUGCACCAAGGCUACCCUCACUACAGGACACGGAGUUACCAGAAACCUGGGAUUUGGUAGUUGCAGACAAGAAACUUACUGAACUGGGAAUAUGGAAGAGGAGUGAGAUGUUGCAAUUUGUUCAGGAUCAAAUCAGAAGGCAACUAUUCAAUUGCUAAUCCAAAUGUCUUAAUUAAUAAUAGGAAUUCAGUAGAACCAUGUUCUAUCCACAAAAUCACAGUUUGAUUGACGCAUUUUUCAUGUAUUCAGCAAUUUUCUAUGGCAAAUGGAAUCACAAAGAAUCAUCUGAUGUUAUGCUUA
Vitis riparia (riverbank grape) is the source of this 1236-nucleotide messenger RNA. RefSeq lists its product as uncharacterized. Bases 220 to 996 code for a protein of 258 amino acids. The record is from RefSeq and is a predicted model, not a curated record. The transcript has 4 exons. Lineage: Eukaryota; Viridiplantae; Streptophyta; Magnoliopsida; Vitales; Vitaceae.